AUGAGCAGAACUCUAAAAAGAAAUAUGCUACAAACCUAGACUAUUUCAAAUAAUGAUGAUAAUCGAAAACCUUUGAUAUCAAAAUAAUUGGUCUAAUCAUUUUCUACUCAUUCUCUAAUUAAUUCAGAGUUUAAUAAUGAUUUGAUUUCGUCUGGUAAAUCUAUCAAACAGGAUUUAAAGCCAGAUUUAUAAUUCGAAAAAAAGAAUCAACUUAAAAGAAAUAAUCUUGUAAAGUUUAAAAUACAUUCGAAUAGACUCUUUGUACCAUUGACUGAUAAGCCUCAAUUCAAACAUGUAUUUAGGAAAACUCCAGCAGAACUUUUAUACAAAGGUGAUAAUGAAAAGAUAUAGUCAUUAACAAAGAGAAUGUUUUCAGUUUAUCAGAAAUAGGAUAAAGAGCGUGAAAAAAGGGCAUUUGAAUUUAAGCUUAAAAAUUCAUUAGUGUCAAAAUUUGCUGGGACAAUGUAAAGACCAGAGGAAGUAUAAUUUUGCAAGGAUGUACUAAAUCAUUUGACUAAAGUAUCAAAAUCAACAGCAAUCAUUCCUUAUUCAAUAGCUUUAAUUAAUCCAGAUAAUGGAUUAAGAGAGUAAAUACCAACAAAUUACAAUGAUAAAUUGGAAUCCAAGGAGAUAGAAGUAGCAUAAAGUAUGGUAAAGUAAUUUAAAGAAAAAGCCAGAUAAGUUGGAGUCUUCAACAAAUAGAUAGAAACUGAGACGAGCACUAUUAAGAAGCAAAGAGUGAGUAAAUAUCUUAAGAAUGCUAUGGAUUAACUCAAAAGUAUGAAUUUCGCUGAAGAUGGAUCGCUAGAUGAAGAUACAGUUUAUUGGAAAGAUCAAUUCUUUUAUCACGUGAAGUAAAAUAAUAUAUAGGAUAAUAAAAUGACAGCUCUUCAUUGGGCUGUGAAGAGAAAUUAUAUAUCUAUGGCUGAAAUGCUACUUAAAAAUGAUUCUAAAAAAGAUUCAUAAGAUAUCCUUGGCAGAACACCUAUUCAUUUGGCUGCGAAGUUAAACUAUUUUGAGAUGACAAAGUUACUUUUAAGAUAUAAGACAAACUUGAACAUAAAGAAUAAAAAAGGCUUAACUCCUGUAGAAAUAGCUGGUUCUGAUGAUAUCCUAAAUCUUAUUAGCAAAGCUAUGAGGUUAGGAGUGAUUCAAAGACUUUCUUUGAAUAGACCAUCAAGAGCUCUUAAGGAAGCUGAACAAAAAUUGUUUAGGGCAGCGGGGGAAGAAAGUGACUGA
Messenger RNA from Stylonychia lemnae, 1239 nucleotides. The record is from the annotation of a GenBank genome assembly. NCBI's taxonomy places the organism in Eukaryota, Ciliophora, Spirotrichea, Sporadotrichida, Oxytrichidae.